AUGGGAUGUAGCAGCACCAAACAAAGCGAUUUAAACGAUCUCGGCUUGAGCCCAAACUCACAGAGACGGUAUCUGUUACGAUUUGCCACUCAGAAUUCCAAAUAUGUGAAGUACACAGGUUUUCCAGAGCUGACCCAAGAUGAGAAGAUCAGACUUGUAGCAUCAGCGAGGAACUACUUCGAGUUCAUUGAUGCCUCCAAGGACAUUCAUCCUUACACUGACAUCUGCAACAAGUACCCGCGCGUUUUCUACACGUACUUCAAGAAUGUCCCCCUGGAUGCCAACUGGCAGCCAAACAACACCGAAGAUGAGGAAGAGAUUACACUAGCUAAAGCAGAUCUGACACGUCACACUGCGGCCACAAAAUUGCUGAUUAAAAACUGCAUGGAAAGACUGGCUUCAGCUGAAUUAGAAGAUCUGGAAGAGUCGCUUCGUAAAGUCGGAGCAGUGCAUGCUGAGUGUUGGGUGUGCUCAAAAGAUAUCUUAUUAUUUGAAGACAGCUUUAUAUGGUCCUUAGACAAAAGUGACCCCGAUAUGGAUCCGAAAUUGCGACAGUUGUGGCGCAGAAUCGUCAAAUUUAUCCUUCACAAUAUUACAAUCGGAAUCAACAAUCAUUACGACAAGCUAUGUUACGUACUUGGACAAGAGAAGUCAAGAUUUUCUUUCUUCGAACCGAAAUUUCCAAGUGGAGUUAACCCAAAAUCAUAUGGCAGCCUUAAAAAGUUGAACACCUUUAUUGCACAACGCUGA
Molecule: messenger RNA, 750 nt
Organism: Candidula unifasciata
Lineage: Eukaryota; Metazoa; Mollusca; Gastropoda; Stylommatophora; Geomitridae
Source: the annotation of a GenBank genome assembly